AUUAAGGUUUAUCACUCUAGUUUUGUGGACGAUGAAGGAGUUAACGGAGCUUGUGGAUGCCCUCUUCUCCCUUUAAAAAGCCACAUUAAGGGUCUUGCACCUGUUUCAGAUCAAGAUAGAACUGAUAUUGUGGAUGAAGCAAUCACAUUCUUCAGAGCCAAUGUGUUCUUCAGAAACUUUAACAUCGAAAGCCCUGCUGAUAAGCUUCUAAUAUACUUGACUUUUUACAUUAACGCUGCUGAUAAGCUUCUAAUAGCCUUGCAUACAAUUGAAAGAGAUGAAUUUGUACCCUUUCCAACGCUUCAAAGAUCACCUCAAUCGGAGUUGCAGAGCUCUAGAUAUGAUGAAUACAAGACAGAUACAUAA
Molecule: messenger RNA, 366 nt
Organism: Medicago truncatula (barrel medic)
Lineage: Eukaryota; Viridiplantae; Streptophyta; Magnoliopsida; Fabales; Fabaceae
Product: actin-related protein 2/3 complex subunit 3
Exons: 3
Biological process (GO): Arp2/3 complex-mediated actin nucleation; regulation of actin filament polymerization
Cellular component (GO): cytoskeleton; Arp2/3 protein complex
Source: RefSeq, a predicted model, not a curated record